GUUCUGCUUCUACCAAAUACAGAGUAGAAUCACCGAACAGCGUAUAGAGUGACGACGCAACUAAAUAAAAUCUGCGCUAUUCAAAUUUUAUUUUAUAUUUUGUGAAUUUAAUAUUAACAAUCAAAUACAGUUUUCGAAAAACCAUUUUCAAAUUCUUCACUUAGGACUUACGAGUAAUUAAGUAUUUAUGGGUAAUUUAUAUAAGUCGCGUUCAAAUCAAAUUUCCAUCGUGUGUUCGGGCACACUUCUGAGCAAGGUGCUUCGUAAAAAUAAUACCUGAAAACGAAUCAGGGAUGAAUUUAAGUUCAUCCUACGCGCAGUUUUUUAAUAUACUAAUGCUUAUAGAAACGUAGUUGUGUGUGUUCUACGGAUUACGACAGCAGUGUGUAUGCUCUGGUGCAUGCUGCUCAGCAUGGCGAUGCUACCGCGAAAGGUCACGGGCCAGCAGAUCCGCUGUCUGUACUGCCACGGACCCAACUUUCGGGAUCCGGCCAGCAAGAUGGCCUGUGAGGAUACGGAGCGGAUGAUUGGCACGGCGAAAGCCUUCCGCACCUGUGAUAAUCGCGAGGAGUUCUGCCUCGUCAACGCCACCUACGCGGAUCCGCGCGACGACGGCCGCUUCUACUUCCCGGCCACCAUCACGCGCAGCUGCGCCAUGCCGGGGAAAUCGCGCUAUUGCGAGUCAUAUGCAGAUGGUAAGUUUAUGACGAAGCAUCCCGUGGAGUAUCCGAAAACCGUGGUAAAAACGGUGGUCUGCGCGUGUAAAAGCGACUGCUGCAACAGCUGGCAUCUGGCCGAUCUGCAGCGUGUCUGGGGCAAACCGGCACCGGAACUGCCGGACAUGGCCUACUGCACGGAUCGCGAACGGUACACCUAUCCGCCCACCACGCCGGACAAUUAUCCCGGCGAUACGGAGGAAGAGGAGAUAAAUGAUUCUCCUUCGUUUCGACGUCGCAAAUUUGAUAAAAUAAUUCUACAAUUUGUUUUGCCAAUAACAGUUUUGCAUGCUGUUGGUUUGUUUAUAUUGUUUUAAUUAUUGCCAUAAUCUUUGUUACUUGUUAGAUGACUGAUGAAUAGGAUAAAUGCAAGUUUUAUGCAUGUUAUGGACAAUUAACUCGCUAAAAUUUACAAACAUUAAAAUGAA
This is a messenger RNA of Paramacrobiotus metropolitanus, 1144 nucleotides long. RefSeq lists its product as uncharacterized. The transcript is spliced from 2 exons. Bases 389 to 1033 code for a protein of 214 amino acids. The record is from RefSeq and is a predicted model, not a curated record. Lineage: Eukaryota; Metazoa; Tardigrada; Eutardigrada; Parachela; Macrobiotidae.